Messenger RNA from Dovyalis caffra, 348 nucleotides. Lineage: Eukaryota; Viridiplantae; Streptophyta; Magnoliopsida; Malpighiales; Salicaceae. The record is from the annotation of a GenBank genome assembly.
AUGAUUUCACAAAGCGAUGCCACUCUUCGAGGCCUCGGAAUAAGGAGAUCUAUUAGCAAAUCUCUCCCAACCACUCAGGGCUCCACAACCAAUGCUGUAGGAAGGUGCAGGCAACUUGAAUUCGCAAUUCCAUUUUCGAACAAGGUAAAAGGAAGUGCAUUUUCGCUACUGUACUUAAGACUUGUAAGAAGGUAUUUGUAUUCAGCAAUGGCAAAGGAGAUCAAAGAUUUGAGCUCUUGGAUUGAAGUUACUCCAGCCCUCUUCAUUUCUUUGCGCAAGACUUCUAGUUCCCCUUCUUUGGAGACCAUUACAGAAGAGGAGGCUGAGGACAGGGAAGAUGAUAAAUAA